AUGGGCUUCGACCGCUGGAGCGGCUCGUCCGCCACGAGCCCAGAGAUGAAGACGCAUUUUGAGCCCAUGGAGUACGAUGAAAGGAACCACAGCAUUGCUCCAUCCACCAGGAAACUUUCGCUCAACGCAGCCGAUCUCAUGCGCCGCAACGCAUCUGCCAAGUUGGCCAACCCCUUGGCUGGCAUAAGUCAUGCAAAACUGGAGGAGAUGGGAGCAACAUACGCAAGGAAGCAUCACAUUGGGGACGAAGAGGAUGUCAGGGCUUUCCGAAAAGGCGCCGUCCUUGCCCAAGACCCUCGCAGAUUCGCCCAGGUUCAGGGUCUGACAGGAAUGGAGUUGGAUGUACUUCAAAAGGAGUUCGACAAUCGCUGGGCCCAGCCUAAGCUCAUGUAUAUUGUCAUCAUACUUUGCUCCACCUGCGCCGCCGUUCAAGGAAUGGACGAGGCCGUUGUCAACGGGGGCCAGCUAUUCUACAGGUAUCAAUUUGGUAUUGACGGCAAAGAUCCGCGCUCAACAUGGCUUACCGGCUUAUUGAACUCUGCUCCUUACCUUUGUUGUGCCUUCAUUGGAUGUUGGCUAACCACGCCUUUUAACAACCUCUUUGGUAGAAGGGGUACUAUAUUCCUUACUUGCGUCUUCUCAGCUCUGGCUUGCUUCUGGCAAGGGUUCGUUAACACCUGGUGGCACAUGUUUAUUGCGAGAUUCUUCCUCGGAUUCGGUAUUGGCCCUAAAUCCGCAACGGUUCCUAUAUACGCUGCGGAGACAUCUCCGCCGGCGAUUCGAGGUGCACUGGUUAUGCAAUGGCAGAUGUGGACUGCUUUCGGUAUCUUCUUUGGAUACGUCGCAGAUCUCGCAUUCUACAGCGUGCCUGACCCACCAGGCAUUGUCGGGCUGAAAUGGCGUCUGAUGAUGGGAUCAGCCAUGCUGCCCGCGCUCAUCGUCAUCGCUUUCGUCUUCAUGUGCCCCGAAUCUCCACGUUGGUACAUGAGCAAGAACCGGCAUUACAAAGCAUACCAGUCUAUGGCCAGGUUGCGAUACCAGAAAGUGCAGGCGGCCCGAGACGUCUACUAUAUGCACACUCUGUUAGAGGCUGAAAGGGAGAUCGAAGCAAACCAGGGAAAUCCACUGCUCGAAUUGGUCAAGGUUCCUCGGAACCGUCGAGCGAUGAUAGCUUCUGAGAUCGUGAUGUUUAUGCAGCAGUUCUGCGGGGUCAACAUCAUUGCUUACUACUCAUCCCAAAUCUUCUUAGAUGGUGGGUUCUCGCCCAUAUCAGCCCUGACUUCGUCUCUCGGAUUUGGACUAGUGAACUGGCUUUUCGCCAUUCCCGCGGUCUACACUAUUGAUACAUUCGGACGGCGGAAUCUUCUUCUGACAACUUUUCCGCUCAUGUCAAUCUGCAUGUUCUUCACAGGUUUCAGCUUCUGGAUACCAAAGGAUACCAUGCAUACCACCAGAGUCGCCUGUAUAUCUCUUGGUAUUUAUCUCUUCGGCGUUGUCUAUUCACCAGGAGAAGGUCCAGUGCCAUUCACCUACUCAGCAGAAGCCUACCCACUCUAUAUUCGGACGGUUGGUAUGUCCCUUGCGACUUCUACGACUUGGUUCUUCAACUUCGUUCUCUCAAUCACCUGGCCCAGUCUCCAAGCUGCUUUUACCACACAAGGCGCCUUCUCAUGGUACGCCGGCUGGAACAUCGUGGGGUUCUUUCUGGUGCUCCUGUUUAUGCCCGAAACAAAAAGCAAGACGCUCGAGGAAUUGGACCAGGUGUUUUCAGUGCCGACACAUAUCCAUGCUGCAUAUGGCUUGAGACAGAUUCCGUACUUCUUCCGGCGGUAUCUGCUACGGCAACACGUUGAGCCGGAACGUUUAUAUGACAAUGAGGAUACGGCAGAAGACAAGGACUUGGGCUAUGACGAUCCUGAGAGUCACACUUAG
Letharia columbiana is the source of this 1932-nucleotide messenger RNA. RefSeq lists its product as uncharacterized. Gene Ontology annotation, cellular component: membrane. Bases 1 to 1932 code for a protein of 643 amino acids. The record is from RefSeq and is a predicted model, not a curated record. The transcript has 3 exons. Gene Ontology annotation, biological process: transmembrane transport. Gene Ontology annotation, molecular function: myo-inositol:proton symporter activity. NCBI's taxonomy places the organism in Eukaryota, Fungi, Ascomycota, Lecanoromycetes, Lecanorales, Parmeliaceae.